CCACCUCCCUACUGCACAUGCCCGGCAGAAGUCCGGGCGCGCAACUUCGCAGGACCUCACCACCCCAUCCUUCCCCGCCUCAGUCUCCUCUUUACUCUCCCCAGCGAGAGGACUAGCGGAGGCACCUCUCCUGAGCCUUAGACCACAGGGUCUAAGACUUAGCGAGAGGAGCCCGGGAGGAGACAGAUCUUUUCUCCCCUUUCCUAUCCCUUUUUUGGGGGUCUGCAGAGGCAAGCAGAGGCGCGGAGCUUUAGAAAGUUCGUAAGUGGUCAGGAAGGUAGGUGCAUCUUUUUUUCUCCUCGUACAGAGGUGUAACUGGGACCUCUGGACCCAGCUUCUCACUCCCUAGGGUGCACCUUUUUCGGCUCCGGCGAGGCAGCCGAUGCGCCUUGGAGCCGCGCUCUGCAGAGCCAGAGGGCGGGUCGGCUUCUCGGUGCGCGCCUGAGAGAAUGGAUCGGAGGUCCCGGGCUCAGCAGUGGCGCCGAGCUCGCCAUAAUUACAACGAUCUGUGCCCACCUAUAGGCCGCCGGGCAGCCACCGCGCUCCUCUGGCUCUCCUGCUCCAUUGCGCUCCUCCGCGCCCUUGCCACCUCCAACGCCCGUGCCCAGCAGCGCGCGGCUGGGCAGCACCGGAGCUUCCUUAACGCCCAUCAUCGCUCCAGUGCCCCGGUAUUCCCUGAGUCCUCUGAAUCUGACUCUGACCACGAGCGCGAGGAGGGAGACCUCGAGCUGUCCCUUCCCGAGUGCCUAGAGUACGAAGAAGAGUUCGAUUACGAGACCGAGACGGAGUCUGAAAUCGAGUCUGAGACCGACUUCGAGACCGAGCCGGAGACCGAGCCAGAAGACGAGCGCGGCCCCCCGGUGCCCAAGGGCUCCACCUUCAACCAGUCUCUCACCCAGCGCCUGUACGCUCUGAAGUUACAGAGCCCCGACGCACAGCCCACCACUCAGGAGCCCCAGAGCUCCAGUGAGGGGGAGGAGCUCGAGCCCAACCAGAAGGAUCCGCGGGACCCCGAGGAGUCUGCGGAGCCCAAGGAGAAGCAGCAGCAGCGCCGCUGCAAGCCAAAAAAGCCCUCCCGCCGCGACAGGUCCCCGGAGUCCCCUUCCAAAAAGGGACCCAUCCCCAUCCGGCGUUUCUAAUGGAGGACGCCGUCCAGAUUCUCCUCGUUUUCAUGGAU
Messenger RNA from Fukomys damarensis (Damara mole-rat), 1177 nucleotides. Its product is annotated as neuroendocrine secretory protein 55. Bases 450 to 1139 code for a protein of 229 amino acids. Gene Ontology annotation, biological process: response to parathyroid hormone. NCBI's taxonomy places the organism in Eukaryota, Metazoa, Chordata, Mammalia, Rodentia, Bathyergidae. The record is from RefSeq and is a predicted model, not a curated record. The transcript has a single exon.